AUGAUCCAACAUGAUUUUUUUAAAACAGAGCUGCAUUCGCUCAGAAGUCAUGGUCACGUAGCAAAAAAUAGCAACAUCCUAAAUCUAAAUCCAUUUAUUGAUGCACAUGGCAUCUUAAGAGUCGGUGGUCGCUUGAGCCACGCUAUUGUUUCCUAUGACCAUAAGCAUCCCAUUUUACUACCGGGUAAACAUGCGUUCACGCGAUUAAUUAUUAUAGACGAACACGAACGUCAAUUGCACGCCGGAGCCCAAGCCACAUUGUCGGCAAUCCGUCAAAAUUACUGGCCGACGUCGGCUCGAAGUGUGAUUCGUAGCGUAAUAAAGAAAUGUACGACGUGCAUACGUAACACGCCAAGGUUAGGCGCAACUUUGAUGGCGGAUUUACCCGAAACACGAGUAAAUAUAGCAAAGCAUGUAUUUCAAAAAUGCGGCGUCGAUUAUGCGGGACCACUAUGGUAUAAGGAAGGUCAGCGAAAAAACGCGAAAUCAAUCAAAUGUUAUAUGGGUUUAUUUGUUUGUCUAGCUACUAAAGCCGUACAUAUAGAAUUGGCAUCAGAUAUUUCAGCGGAAGAAUUUUUAAAUGUAUUCAAACGAUUUAUUUCUCGAAGAGGACGUCCCACGGAUAUGUAUUCGGACAACUGUUUAAAUUUCAUCGGAGCUAAUCGCGAACUUAAUGAAUUGUACGACUUAUUCAAUAAUGAGGUUGUUAAGCAAAAAAUUGUUAAUUUCGCGACAUCCGAAAGGAUGAAUUGGCAUUUUAUUCCGCCUAAGUCUCCACACAUGGGUGGUUUAUGGGAGGCCGCCAUUAAAAGUGCUAAAUUUCACUUGAAACGCAUCAUCGGUGAGGCUUCGCUAAAAUAUCAAGAAUUAAACACGGUACUGAUACAGAUUGAAGCGGUAUUAAAUUCAAGGCCACUUACACCUUUAUCAAGCGACCCUAAUGACUUCAAUGCACUCACACCAGCACACUUUCUGAUCGGAUGUCCAAUCACAACGUAUCCAAAACCUAGCCUUAAGGAAUUGCAAACGAAUAGACUAUCUCGGUGGCAACGAGUGGAACAACUACGGCAACAUUUCUGGCAGCGCUGA
This is a messenger RNA of Vollenhovia emeryi, 1089 nucleotides long. RefSeq lists its product as uncharacterized. Gene Ontology annotation, molecular function: nucleic acid binding. Bases 1 to 1089 code for a protein of 362 amino acids. Lineage: Eukaryota; Metazoa; Arthropoda; Insecta; Hymenoptera; Formicidae. The transcript has a single exon. Gene Ontology annotation, biological process: DNA integration. The record is from RefSeq and is a predicted model, not a curated record.